This is a messenger RNA of Rotaria sp. Silwood1, 726 nucleotides long. The record is from the annotation of a GenBank genome assembly. Lineage: Eukaryota; Metazoa; Rotifera; Eurotatoria; Philodinida; Philodinidae.
AUGAGUAAUAAUACAUCUUAUUCAAAUCCUAUCCCUGCUAUUAUAGUUAUCUUUGCUUCGGAAUCAACAGGUGGACUUUACCAGAGACGAUUAUUAUAUAAAAAUGUUUUCUUACCUACUAAUUUGAAAGCACAUGGACCGACGCAGAGCUAUGCAUUUAUUCGAAUGUUUGAAAGUUAUUCGAAAAGUUUUUAUUAUAUGAUUGUCAUACCAGACAGAAGACUCUAUUCGAUUUUAAAUACAUCUGUUAUAUCUUCAAAUUUAUGUCGCAAUAUCAGUGAGGUAUUUAAUAAUGAAAUAAUUUUAUUUGAAUAUUCCUAUUUAAAACGAUUAAAAUUAUAUCCUCUUCCCUGUAAGAAUGAUUCAGAUUUACGAUGUUUUUUUGAUGAAUAUCGAAUGUGUCUUUGUGCUAAAGAUCGUAAUAGUGCUUGUUUUAUUUUUAAUCAUGAACAAAGUAAUUGUGAUUAUUGUGAAAAUAAUGGUUUAUGUUUACGAAAAGAUCCCAAUGAAAAUCAAUGGGAAUUUAUUUGUCUAUGUCCCGAAUGUUCAUUUGGUAUAUUAUGUCAAUUUUUAAUUGGAUCUUAUUUUACUACAUUAGAUCUUUUAGUUAGUAUAGAUAUGAAUACAGGAAACAGGGCUCCGCAUGGGACGCCGUGGAAUGACACUCUUUUGCAAAAUACUCUAAGAGAAGAUGUGAUACAACAAUUUUUCCAAGAGAUUCUAUGA